Corylus avellana is the source of this 974-nucleotide messenger RNA. RefSeq names its product Tat-binding protein 1(Tbp-1)-interacting protein (TBPIP) (gene AHP2). Gene Ontology annotation, cellular component: DNA recombinase auxiliary factor complex; condensed nuclear chromosome. Lineage: Eukaryota; Viridiplantae; Streptophyta; Magnoliopsida; Fagales; Betulaceae. The record is from RefSeq and is a predicted model, not a curated record. Gene Ontology annotation, molecular function: recombinase activator activity; double-stranded DNA binding. Gene Ontology annotation, biological process: meiotic joint molecule formation; homologous chromosome pairing at meiosis; meiotic strand invasion involved in reciprocal meiotic recombination.
CAAAAAAACAAACGUUUCAGAAAUUUUCCCGCCUAUUUUCUUUCACUUUCCGAUCAAAUGGCUCCCAGAUCCGAUAGCACCGAAGCUAUCGUUCUCAACUUCGUGAACGAGCAAAACAAGCCAUUAAAUUCUCAAAAUGUGGCGGAUUCGUUGCAAAAGUUUAAUCUCAAGAAGACGGCAAUUCAGAAGGUGCUGGAUGCUCUGGCUGAUAGCGGGCAGAUUUCGUUCAAGGAGUAUGGUAAGCAGAAGAUAUACCUGGCCCGGCAAGACCGAUUCAACAUUCCAAACAACGAAGAACUUAAUCGAAUGAAGGAAGAAAAUGCCAAGCUUCAGGAACAGCUUCAAGAACAAAGGAGAGCAAUCAGUGAGGUCGAGGGAGAGAUUAGAACUUUGCAAUCAAAUUUGACACUGGAACAGAUACGCAACAGAGAAGCCAAACUGAGAAUGGAGGUAAAGGAGAUGGAGGACAAAAUAGAUAAAUUGCGUGGAGGAGUUACCCUGGUGAGGCCUGAAGACCGUAAGGCAGUUGAGGACAUGUACUUGGAGAAACUAAGUCAUUGGAGAAGGCGUAAAAGGAUGUUCAAAGAUCUAUGGGAUGCUAUAACCGAGAACUCACCCAAGGAUCUCAAGGAGUUCAAGGAGGAACUCGGGAUUGAAUAUGAUGAAGAUGUUGGCAUAAGUUUGCAGUCGUAUGGCGACCUGGUGCAACAUGGUAAGAAGCGUCCUAGAGGCCAGUGAUUUUAUGAUGUGCUUCAUCCUCUGUCAAGGAUUUAAGGGUAUAAGAUGGUGUUUUCCUACAGGUAAAUCUGUUGCAAAAGGAAAAUACAUGUAAAUUCUGCAGCUUUUAUGAUAUAGAUUUGUCAUAGCUAGGUGUUGCGUGCUAAACAUUGUUUUACAAUGAUGCAUAAUAUGAUAGUCCAGAUAUUACCACAAUUUUAAGCAUAAGGCCCCAUGUACUUCAAUGAAGAAAAAUG